Messenger RNA from Auanema sp. JU1783, 498 nucleotides. Lineage: Eukaryota; Metazoa; Nematoda; Chromadorea; Rhabditida; Rhabditidae. The record is from the annotation of a GenBank genome assembly.
AUGUGCUUUCCAAACUUCGAACAUCCUCGACCACAUGGUGACAUGGGCUUUGAUAAUAACGCCUUGAAAGUAGUCCUAGAAUCAUUCGUAGAAGACUUGACAGAAGAGUCCGCUGAUCUGAUUGUUGAGAGACCACGAUUUGCUUAUGCUGUUGUGAUUUUGGCUGAUGCGAAUGAAGGAGAAAUUUGCCAGGCUUCUUGUACGCAUCAAUUAGACGUCGUCGAAAACACAGAAACAACUACUGCCCAUACUGACGAGCAAAUAGAACGAGCACUCCGUGAGCUUUUCGAAUCGCGCGAAAUGCUGCGAGGCCCUUCGAUUACAAACGAAGAAGUUGACCAGCCCGCUCAAUUUGACGAGGAACCGAAAAACCGGCAUAUCUUAACGAACAAUAACAUGUCAGAAGAACUUCAUCAUGUUUUAGACCAAUCCCCCUUGAGAGUUCGGAAAUCUGACUUACAGUUUCAUUCUUUAAGAAGAGCUCAUACGAAAGUCUAA